AUGCUGGGCGACGUGGACUACGCUGGGUGCGGUGGGCGCUCGGGGAGCCUGCGCCUGUCUGUCCGCCUGGAGAUAUCAGUGCCCAGCUGCCGGGUCAGGUCCUUGUGGGACCUUGUGGGUGGAGUUGGGGUCGCAGGGAGGAUCCAGGGUCUCAGGGCAGAGGGGCAGCUGCUGGCAGCCUUAAGGGAGGAGGAGGUCAUCACUGGAGGCCACUAUGAUGUUGACUGCUACGUGGAGGACCCCCUGGGGAACAUCAUCUACAGGGAAACCAAAAAGCAGUAUGACAGUUUCACCUACCGCACUGAAGUCAAAGGCAUUUACCAGUUUUGCUUCAGCAACGAGUUCUCCACCUUCUCGCACAAGACUGUCUACUUUGACUUCCAGGUGGGCGACGAGCCCCCAAUUCUCCCGGACAUGGGGAACAAGGUCACGGCUCUCACCCAGAUGGAAUCUGCCUGUGUGACCAUCCAUGAGGCUCUGAAGACUGUGAUUGACUCCCAGACACACUACAGGCUCCGGGAGGCCCAGGACCGAGCUCGAGCCGAAGACCUCAACAGCCGUGUCUCUUACUGGUCCAUCGGUGAGACGAUUGCCCUGUUUGUGGUGAGCUUCAGCCAGGUGCUGCUGCUGAAAAGCUUCUUCACAGAGAAACGACCUGCGUACAGGGCUGUCCACUCCUAGCUGAGACAGCCCCAGGAUGGAGCAGUACUCCUGGGUGCCAGGUUCCUGCACAUCUGUGUCCUUGCACCCCACAGCAGAGCCCACAGAACGCAGUGAUCCCAAGGGAUCCAAGUGUAUUCUGUGCACUGAACUGACCAGAAGAACGUUUACAGUCAGGUGAGGGGUUGCACUGUGGGAGGGCAGCAGGUGCGACCCUGGGGCCCAGUGCCUCUAGUACCACUUAGGGCUCGGCUUCUACUCCAUGAUGCCUUCUACUCCUGAGGCCUUGAGCCUCCUCCCUUUGGGGAGCAAUGGGGGUCUCCACUCCGGCCUUUCCUUCCAUGGGACUCUGCACCUGAGGAAACCGAAUCCUGAAGCAGCUGUGCGGAUCUGUGGACCUACCCGAGGCACAGCAGUGUCGGCCACUCAGGCAGGACCCAUGUGAGGACCUUGCACCCUUGGCUGGCCCUGCAUCUCCCAGAAGGUGGGACUGGGCUAAUAAAGAUGAGUGUGAGAACCUGCAGGUGUGUGCCUUUUUCCUGGUCUCAGAGGACUCAGAGCCCCACGAGGAGCUUGGGGUGUACAGAUACCGGGAGAGCAGGUGUGGCCCAGAACUGGCAUGAUCGCUCCUCCCAUAUAGAUGGGAAAGGGAACAGGAGGGGCCUUGGCUUCCUGUCACUCGCCAUGCCAUGCCAUGCUGUGGGACCACCCCAGCCUUGUACCAUUCAGCCUGCUGGUCCUUCCCCAUGACCAGACUGAGUCUUCCCUGAACCCUUGUUGGCCCCUCUCCCUGCCCCAGACCCCUUUCCUAUUUGGGAGAAAUGAAUGCUUGACUGAGACUGGAAGGAAGAUAUGAUGUCUUUUGAGGGAAACUUGCCAAGAGAUCUGAAACCCUGAGCUGUCUGGCAGGUGUUAAAUAAUGCAUUGUAGGAAACGAGACAAUGUAGGAUUCAGUUCCCAGGGCUGAAAAAAAA
Molecule: messenger RNA, 1634 nt
Organism: Fukomys damarensis (Damara mole-rat)
Lineage: Eukaryota; Metazoa; Chordata; Mammalia; Rodentia; Bathyergidae
Gene: Tmed3
Product: transmembrane p24 trafficking protein 3
Exons: 4
Coding region: 1-681 (226 amino acids)
Biological process (GO): Golgi organization; endoplasmic reticulum to Golgi vesicle-mediated transport; intracellular protein transport
Cellular component (GO): Golgi apparatus; endoplasmic reticulum; COPI vesicle coat
Source: RefSeq, a predicted model, not a curated record